Messenger RNA from Brassica rapa (field mustard), 366 nucleotides. RefSeq names its product F-box protein At5g65850-like. The record is from RefSeq and is a predicted model, not a curated record. Lineage: Eukaryota; Viridiplantae; Streptophyta; Magnoliopsida; Brassicales; Brassicaceae.
AUGAUAAACUACAAUGGUAAAUUAGGUUUACUUUGGUCUGAAGGAUGGCUUUCUAGAAGUAGUACAAGUGUUAACUUGUGUGUGCUAGAAGAUAUCGGAAAGCAGGAAUGGUCUGAGCAUGUGUAUGUAUUGCCUGCUUUGUGGGAGGAUAUUGUUGGGAGUGCCUCGUUAAGCUUUGUUGGAAUGACGCAGACAAAUGAGAUUGGGAUGAGGUCGCUAGCCUAUCCACCAAGCCCUUUGUACCUAUUCUACUUCAAUACCGAGAGGAAUACUGUCGUUAGAGUUGCAAUCCAAGGAAUGGAUGUGUCUGAGUAUGAUAGAGUUCACAUCUUUCUAGACCAUUUAGAGAAUGUGAAGCUUAUGUAA